AGCACUGCAGCAGUUCAGCAGCUGAUGACAAACUAAUCGUUGUUCAGUGAGCUGGACCAGGGUUCAGAAACAAUGACACUUUUCUACUGUAAAUGCCAACAGCUAAAACAGCAUCAGAUGAGGCGUAAACUUUAGUUUCAUCCUGGAGGAACCGAGAGCUUUCAGCCUCCGAGGAACAUCCUGUCAGAUGCAAAAAAACUCUUAUAAGUUUAAAAACCACAUGAGGGAGAGUAAAUGAUGAGGUAAAAUGAAGUGUUUGCUGGUGGCCAAUGAGAGUGCAGAGGUUCUGUUCUACUGGACGGACAGCGAGUUUGAGCAGCGGCUUCAGGAGCAGUAUGGAGUCUCCCAGGAGGAAGGAGAAGGACUGCCUGCCUUUGAAGACAGCAUUAACACUCUCUUCGCACCCAUCAUCAUCUCCUGUAGCACCAUGGUGGACCGACUCGGGGACAAUUACACCUCCUUCAGCACAGAGAACAAUCACAUCUAUGUUCUGCAUCAGUUUGAUGAGUGCCUGUACAUCGCUGUGAACGGAGACGGAGAGGAGACCGAAGAGGAUUUGAAGAGAAAGAUCUAUGUGAUGAAGAAACUUACAGAAAUCCUGUUUGGGAUGGUGACGCUCAGCGGCCCCCUCUUGAGGAAAGAACUGCGCCCUCAAGACACAGAGCAGAGGAACCGGUUGUGGAAAAAACUGCGAAGCCUGUUGGAGACAUACAGCCGAUUACGUGAAAAUGACCAAAGCUUUUUAGUGGAGGCAGUGGAGAGGCUGAUCCACCCGACCCUUUGUGAGCAGUGCAUUGAGUUUCUGGAGCGUCGACUGGUGCAGCAGAUCAACAGCAGCAUGGACCGAGCCGGCGAGGAGGUGCUGCACGCAUUCAUACUGGUGCACACCAAACAACUGGCCUUCUACUCCAGUCGUAAUGCCAGCAGUCUGAACCCCUCUGAUCUCCUGGCUCUGAUCAUCCUGGUGCAAGAUCUUUAUCCCAGCAAAAUCGACCUGGAUGACACUCCUGAGGAGCUGGAGAGCAGUACAGUUCCUGAUGUUUUCUACACACCAGAGCCCUCUCCUCCCGAGCGAGAAUCAGUCACACCAAGAAAGGACAGUCCUCCUGUCUUCCAGUUUGUAGAUCCUGAUAUUCAGAUGGCCGAGGACAGUCUGCAAACUCUUGAAGUUUCAACCCCUGACCCUUCAUCCCCAACCAGGGUGUUUCUGGAAGCCAAAGAGUGUCCCAUGAUGCCUCACUCCAUGUAUUGCUUGUCUCUCUGGCCCGGAAUCACACUGGUGCUGCUCACCAAGAUCCCCAACAGUCAUAUGGCGGUGUCUGUUUACUACUUUCUGGAGGCUUUCGUCAAGCUGGAGAAGAGGUUAUGUGAGGGCCAUGAAGGGGCUUCAGCCAUGCGGGGUCAAUCCUCUGUCCAGGAGCAGCGGAGCAAACUGGAGAAGUUCAUCAAAGCCUGGUCCAGCAUGGAGAUUCAGACUUUGCAACUCCAAAAUGCCUGGACAGACUUUAAAAACAAGGCCUUCAGCAGAUCUGGAACUGGAUUCACUAGAGAUUUGCUGCCGUCUUGUCGAAACAUGAAGACUCAGCUGUGUGGUGUGUACAGGCAGUUUUUCGCAGCUGAAUGUAUGGGCACCAGUCAGCGGUUGGCUCCUCAUCUGCAAGAACGGGCUCUGAACAUGGUCCAAGAGAAGCUGAUGGACUGGAAGGAUUUUCUUCUUGUUAAAAGCAAAAGAAACAUCACGAUGGUGUCAUACCUGGAAGAGUUUCCUGGUCUCAUCCACUUCAUCUACGUGGAUCGCUCAAGUGGUCAAAUGAUCGCACCCUCUCUAAAUGUGACUGAUCGCACCGUCUCUGAGCUCGGAAAGGGCCCUCUAGCUGACUUCAUAAAGAAAAAGGUUUGGAGUCUUGUAGCAACAGCACGGCGGUACCUGCACAAGGGUUAUGCUACCGUCACACUUCGAGAUGGGGAUUACUUCUACUGUUACUUCCUGUGGUUUGAGAAUGAAACGGGCUACAAACUGGAAGUAACAGACAUACCCAGUUGUCCAGAUGACACCGCUCCAAUUGGAAUGCUCACAUUUGAUUAUUAUAGGAAACUGCUGCGGUACUACAGCAAAAGACAUCAGAAUGAAGUGGUGAAGUGUUAUGAACUGCUGACUGUUCACCUGGGCGUGAUCCCUAAUGAAUACAUUUUCCAGCACUGCAGCCAACUGGCCCGCAAGCUGUGGGAGCCAACCCGCAUCCCACUCCUGUGACAAUCCACAUACACACACACUCUUUAUAUCAUUUUAUUCUGUAGCUGCAUGAUCUAUAAUCUAGAUGGAGACUUUUCUGCACUUUCUGCACCAGCACUUCUUAUUUCAGGUCCGGCAACUCACUGUAGAAAACACUGUGGCGGGGAAAUGAAACACUGCAUUUUUUGUGCUAAAAACAAACUGAAUGUAAUGUGCAAAUGAACAAGAAGAAACAACUAUUUUGUGGUACUUAUCAUGCAAAAACAUGUCUGUUAUUAUUAUCUAAUGCUUUUUGUGAUACCAGGACCAAAUGUUAUAGGAAAGACUCUUUAAAAUGCAAUGAAAAGUUGCAUAAGCUGAACUUCUAGUUCUUUAAGCAAAUCAUUUACAUUAUUUAAAACAUUUAUUGUAAUCAAUGACCACAUAUGUAGUAAGUAAAUGACAAAAAGGGGCAAAGGUUCACUCCAAAAUGAACAUUUUGAUGCUAAUUUUCUCUGCCUCCGGCCAUCCAAGAUAUGGUGGCUUUUUUUCUUCAGUGGAACACAGAAUUUCAAAUGACCAGAAAACAUUGAUAGGCCUACAGGCAAAGUAUGAUGCCUGAUGAUUUAUUUGAGGUGAUACAAAGUGAAUUGAUCUAUGCAUUAACAUUGUUUGAACAUUGACAACAUUGUUUUUUAAUCCACCGUCUGGUAAAUGGUUUUGAGCGUUUCCCUGUUCGCGAAUGAAUCUUUAUUUUGAACGGCUCUUUUUAGAGAACUGGUGAAUCAGUUCACCAAAUCAACUGAAUCAUCUGAAACAGUUCGUCUCUUGAGGCAGCACUUUUAAAAUUUCUAAGACAGUCAUUCGUUCUUUCUUGAAGUGAGUCAAUUUACUGUUGUUUAUCAAUCACAAAUCAUAAAUGACUAAUCGCAUUAUGAAUGUAUGAUGCCAUGUUUGCAAACUUGUUCAGUGCUUCAGCUACCUGCAUGACUGUUCCGAAGAAAUUGUAAGCCGCAAUUUCUUUGAGUUUUUUUAAUUCAUUUUUAUGUCAAAAAAGGUGAGUUGUUAAAGACUGUAUUUACUUAAAAUGCUUUAGACAUGUAUAACUUCCCUGUUUAUUCAUUUCAUUUCAUUCAUUCAUUUUCAUCUGCUUUUUUUCGGGCCGGGUUGCGGGGGUAGCAGUCUUAGGAGAGAACCCCAGACUUCCCUCUCCCCAUACACUUUCUCCAGCUCUUCUGGUGGGAUCCCGAGAUGUUCCCAGGCCA
This is a messenger RNA of Danio aesculapii, 3477 nucleotides long. RefSeq names its product HPS1 biogenesis of lysosomal organelles complex 3 subunit 1 (gene hps1). Gene Ontology annotation, molecular function: guanyl-nucleotide exchange factor activity. Bases 248 to 2254 code for a protein of 668 amino acids. Gene Ontology annotation, biological process: melanosome assembly; vesicle-mediated transport. The transcript is spliced from 20 exons. NCBI's taxonomy places the organism in Eukaryota, Metazoa, Chordata, Actinopteri, Cypriniformes, Danionidae. The record is from RefSeq and is a predicted model, not a curated record. Gene Ontology annotation, cellular component: BLOC-3 complex.